Messenger RNA from Dentiscutata heterogama, 128 nucleotides. Lineage: Eukaryota; Fungi; Glomeromycota; Glomeromycetes; Diversisporales; Gigasporaceae. The record is from the annotation of a GenBank genome assembly.
UAGAAACAGUGCCCGAUCCAAAGCGAAUCUCUCUCGCCUGUGAUCAAUUACAAAUUAAAUUAUUUAUAUUGGAUUUAAUUGUGAUGGAUAUUAAUCCCUCACCGGUUUUGAUAUAUAUGUUCUCUGCU